Brassicogethes aeneus is the source of this 1965-nucleotide messenger RNA. The record is from the annotation of a GenBank genome assembly. Lineage: Eukaryota; Metazoa; Arthropoda; Insecta; Coleoptera; Nitidulidae.
CUUGUGGACAAUUUUGAUAUUUGACGUUUACCAAAUUAGGUUAGAAUACGUGUUUUGAAACAUUAUUUGUAAAUAUCGAAUAUCAAAUUGAUAUGGAUGUUAGUAAAAAACUAACAUCACUACAAGAAAUAUCUAAAGCUCAAUUAUCGAAAAUAUUAAGUGCAAACCCCAACACAAAAUAUCUAAUUUUAGAACCGGAAAUAAUUCGUCCCUUGGAAAAAGUUUGUGGUGUAAAGUGGCUAAAAGGAAAUGGGGUCGAAAAAAUUUUCAAACUGGACUCCACAGCUCCUACUUUUUCUGCAACAGCUGUAUACUACAUGAUUUAUGCAAAUACUAAAGUUUUUACUAAAGUUGUGGACCAAAUUAGGUCACAAGUAGAUAUAGAAAAUCCUGUAAGAAAUAAAUUUCACAUUAUUGUUGUACCUCAAAUUUUACAUUACUUCGAGCAACUUUUGGAAGAAUUAGGACUUUUACAUUCUGCAAUAACUUUGCAUAGGUUCCAAUGGAUGCCCUUACAUUUAGAUACAAAUGUAUUAACACUGGAAAUCCCAAAUUUAUUUAACAAUUUGUUUGUAUGUCAGAAUUUAACUUACUUACCAGUAUUAUCUAGGAUAUUAUGGCAAAUAGGUUUUGUGGUGGGUAAACCUACAUUUAUUUUAACUCUUGGCAAUUAUUCUAAUUCUCUUUUAAAACAAUAUGACAUGAUGUGUGAGGAUAAUGGAGAGACUGAUAAAUUUGACUCAGAUUUUGGGGGACUAGUAAUAAUUGAUAGAACUAUGGACUAUGCAAGUUCUCUAUUAACUCCUGGAACAUACUCAGCUCUUUUAAAUGAAGUUUACAAUGUUAACGUUGGUGUUUGUGAGAAUACAGAAGAAAGUGACCAACAAUAUGACUCCAAAUGUAAUCCGGUUACAAAAAAGAAAAUAAUUAAUUUCCCCUUAGAUAGUGUGCAAGAUAGUGUAUAUGCCGACAUCAAAAAUAGAUAUUUCACUGAAGUUACUACUGUACUAAGUAAUCUCACCAAACAAUUAAAAUCUGAGAAGUUGAGUUCUGAAGAUAUGGCUUUGGAUGAAAUUAAAAGGUAUGUUCAAACUCAAUUACAAGUGACCAAAACUCGUAAGAAAAAUAUAACAAAUCACUUGAAUGCUGCUGAGAGCAUUAUACAAAAGUUGGGGCAUAGAUAUGAAAAUCAAAGGGAAGUGGAAGGUAAUAUUAUAAAAAAUAGCAACAAAAGCAGGAAUUUUAGUUAUUUAGAAGAAAUAUUAGUUACAGAAAACGAUCCUUAUACCUCUUUAAGACUUCUUUGCCUCAUAUCAAUCACACAAACUCUAUCAGACAGUGAAAUACAGUCAUUUCGAAGAAAAUAUCUACAACAGUUUGGCUACAAAAACGGGUACACUUUCCACAAUUUAGUAACCUGUGGUUUUAUUUCAGAACCCGCACAAUCAACAUCAAAGUUACCAACAAAAAUCUUAAAAUUCCCUAAAUUCAACUCAAAGAAUUUCUAUACAAACGCAAAAAAUAUCAAACAAAUAAUAAAUGAGCCAGAGAAAGUCAACCUAAAAUACCCCACAUGUGCUAGCUAUGUUUUUGGAGGGCUCUACAUACCUUUAAUAGUGCAAAUAGCAGGUAUGAUAUUAAGCGCCACACCUUUGGAUGAUAUUAAGCUAAAAUUGGAACCUUUGGGACCACUUACUCUAAGAAAUGAUAGGGGGUUUCCCCUACAAUCAAGAUCUUUGUUAAUUUAUGUUAUUGGAGGUGUUACUUAUGCUGAAAUUGCAGCUUGUAACCUAUUGGAAACUAUCACAGGUGCUAAAAUAUGUAUUUUAAGUGAUAAAAUUAUUUCUGGGAAUGAUCUAAUGAGAAGUGUUUUAAAAUUUCCUAGUUAGGUAAUUUUAGUUUUAACAGACUAUUGUUGAUGUACUAUACAAUGUAUGCUAUUUGGCUGUGUAUUCAGAAACUCAU